CUUGCAUCUGCCACACUCGAGUUGUCUCGUUUUCUCUCUCUCCCCAACGCCCAAAUAUACGUCCGUCCUAUUUCAGAUGCAGAAAGCGCUAGGAAGUGCAAGUAAAACAAACGGACCUAAAGGACGAAAGGGGUUCAUAUACGUUACGAUCACACAAGGGAGAACAACACGCUGUUUACGAGCACUGUCAACUGGGAUCAACUGGGAUUAAACGACAAGAAAAUUGACCGGAACGGAAUCAUUAUGAAUGAGGAUGCAGAUAAUUUUGCGUGGACUCACCAGCUCGAGUGUCCGUCGACAAUAUACAAUGAUUUGGUAAAGAAAAUAUUGUGCAAGGGAGUAUUGAAGUUGUUAUGGGAGGACAUUUCCAAUUCUGUGUUUCCUGCGGCCCAAGCCUGUAAAAUAAGAAAGAACAUUUUACUGUACAAACUGAAGCAUGGAUUGAACAACUCUGCAAUUUCAUCUAUGAGAGAGUUGAAUCAACUGAGAUCUAAAAGCAGCACAUUGAAACAACAGAUAUCUGCGCUGGAAGAAGAAUACGAAGAACAGGACUAUACUGUCAGGCAAAAAAUGCAACGAUUGAAGGAUAUAAAGAGUAAGUGUUCGGUAACCAGUACGAGGAAGGAUUUUCUCAAACUAAAACACGGCGAAACCAGCAAGCAACUGAAAGAUUGCGGCGACAUGAGACGAGUGUGCCAGCAUUUAAUGCCAAACACCUCUAUGGACAUAGAUCAACAGAAAUUAAGGGAGAAUCUACAUAUGAUAACAGAUCUGCGUCGUUCAGCCAUAGAUAAGAAACGGAUAUGGACAAAGGUAUCGAGCUCUCUCAGUGGUAUUGGCGUACACCCGCUGUGGACACACUUGUAUCAAACGUUGUCGCAAGAUUUAGACACGUUAAUGAAAUUGGAGACCAAAAGCGACUUGGGCAGCUCGAGUGUAGUGGGCGAAAAUAUAGAUAUUGGUAUCGCAAGAGCUUGCGGUCAAUACAUAUCCACUAUUUCGAAAGGCAUAUCGUCUAAUAUUAGAGCUAACAUGUACCAACAACGCUUAGUGGAAUUCAUUGAACUAAUAGAGUCGUUAGCCCACGAAGAUGUGAACACGUGGUUAGCUCUGAAAUUGGAAAUUGGAGAAAGUUAGAAACCGAACAGACGUGUCGGCAAAACGAAG
Temnothorax curvispinosus is the source of this 1167-nucleotide messenger RNA. RefSeq lists its product as uncharacterized. The transcript has 6 exons. The record is from RefSeq and is a predicted model, not a curated record. Lineage: Eukaryota; Metazoa; Arthropoda; Insecta; Hymenoptera; Formicidae. The coding region runs from base 244 to 1137 and encodes 297 amino acids.